Messenger RNA from Hypomesus transpacificus, 1657 nucleotides. Its product is annotated as sulfotransferase 2B1-like. Gene Ontology annotation, cellular component: cytoplasm. Lineage: Eukaryota; Metazoa; Chordata; Actinopteri; Osmeriformes; Osmeridae. Gene Ontology annotation, biological process: sulfation. Bases 293 to 1156 code for a protein of 287 amino acids. The transcript is spliced from 6 exons. The record is from RefSeq and is a predicted model, not a curated record. Gene Ontology annotation, molecular function: sulfotransferase activity.
ACAGACCACAGAACAGUGGAUGCAAUUCCUUACAACAUCACAUUUUACCACUUUCUCGUGGCACAGGUUCUGUUUUUGACAAAAUAACUAGCCUACAUCGUCUUCUUAAACCAUUCGUUUUAGGAUCACAGUAACAGAGUGGUAGAUAUCUCUGAUAGGGAGAGAGAGGCAGCACGAAUGACUAUUCUUGUCAGAAUGACAAGAAGACCGAUAAUGUGAGGUCUACGGAAGCUCUAGCUAGAGUCCAAGGUUCACUUUGUGUUUGCUAGGUUGCUGUCACUUUUGGAGCAGCAUGACUGAAGAAGAAUUAUACACCGUCUACAAAGGAGUCUAUCUUCCAAAACUGUUACAUCCUCCAGAGAGCAUUGCAUACUAUGAACAAUUCACUUUUAGACCGGACGACGUUGUUAUUGUGACUUAUCCGAAAUCUGGCACAACAUGGAUGCAGGAGAUCACUCCCCUGAUUCAGAGUGGAGGAGACUUGACUUCGGUUCUGACCCAGCUUAACUGGGACCGGGUUCCCUGGCUGGAGGAACACAGGGCCCAGGUUCUCAGCCUGGAACAGAGGCCUUCGCCUCGCCUGUUUGCAACACACUUCCACUAUGACAUGAUGCCCCAGUCCUUCUUCAAGGACAAGCCCAAGGUGAUUUACAUCAUGAGGAACCCCAGAGAUGUGUUCACAUCUUCCUACCAUUAUUAUGGGAUGGCCUCCUACCUGGUUAAUCCCCAAUCACAGGGCGAUUUCUUACAGAAGUUUCUCAGUGGAAAAGUUAUGUUUGGUUCAUGGUUCGACCAUGUUAAGGGUUGGUUGAAUGCAAAGGACCAGGACCGUGUUAUGUACAUCUCCUAUGAGGAGAUGAUAUGGGACCUGAGGGAUUCUGUUGCCAGGAUUGCCCUCUACAUGGACAGUUCCUUAACCCCCGAGGUGGUUGAGAAGAUAGCAGACCACUGCAUGUUCAAGAACAUGAAGCAAAACAAGAUGUCCAACUACUCCCUGGUACCCAGCGAGUUCAUGGACCAGACCAAAUCAGAAUUCCUCAGGAAAGGAGUCGUAGGAGACUGGAAGAACCAGCUCACUGUGGCCCAAGCAGAGUUAUUUGAUGCUGUUUACAGAGACAAAAUGAAGGAUGUCAUAUACAAAUUUGUGUGGAACUGACUUUCCUUAUAGCCAUUAUAGUUUAAUAAGUGUAAUAAAUAACAUACAGUACAUAUGUUCCGAGGCAACUGUUUAGAUCAACUGCCUUCAUGUCCCAGUUUGAAAAUGGGAGCUCAGUUACAAAUUAUCUUGACUAUCUUCCCACCAGGUGUGUAGGUUUGUUUUCUAAUGUUGGUGGGACAACUUUUAUAACUGAGGAUGCAGUCGUUAGAUAUAAUCUUCUUAAUAAAAAGUGUGGGCGGGGUGACAAAUUGACCGUUUUCAAAAAGUGUCAUUAUACAAAGUUCAUGUGUAAUGAAACUUUAGCCCCUGCUUCUAUCUGUUAGUAGUUGAAGCAGUAGUGAACAAUCUGCCUCAGGUGUGUUUAUUUGAUCAUCAUGUCUUUUAGACAUAGUACACAUAAAUGUGAUAUGUGAUUUCAAACAUGUCAAUGUGAUGUUUUGCUGACUCAUCACUGUGAAAAGUAAAAACCUAAUUAAACACAAAUAAUGAUUGAAAAAC